GGGAGAUGGGAGGCACCCGCAACACGCUGCCUGGGGGACCUAGUUCUGGGAUCUGGACCUGAACUCUUUUUUGCCAGUGUCUGGUGAUACCCGAGGGAGAGCAGCCAGUGUACGCCCAGCGGGAGGCACUUUGCAUCUGUGACUUGAAGAUUUCUUCCUUCAAGAGUGGUAAUGUAGCACUGAGGCUAUACCCUCUAUUGGACUCUGUUGUUUCCCUGUUCUUAGUGUGUGUCUGUGUGCGCAUAUGUGUCCAUCUAGACUUCUGUCAACUAUCAUAACAUCACAUACUAUUCAGUUAAGUUAACUUAGAGAGUCUUCAGCUAAACUAAACUUAAAACAAUGAAAUAAUGAAUCCAAUUUGAGUUUACUUAAAACUUUAGUUCAGCUUUUGAACUUAUGUUGAACAGGGUUACUAUUUUUUACAGUGUUAGCUGCUAUUGUUCUCAUUAGAAUGCUUAAAACAUGCCAUGACAUUUGGAAAUGAUAGAACUAAAGCAAUAUGACCAGGGAAUUAUUUGAAUGAUUUGAAAAAUGAUAAAACAUGCUAGGAAAAAAACUAUAAGCUUUAAGAGUUUAAGGGUUUUGAUAGCUCUUUCUUGGGAAAAUUUCACUCUCCAUGUUUAUUAGGUCCUCCUCGGAUGAGACUGUCUACACUGCGCAGCAUGCUUCGCUGUCAUCAACAAUAAAUCAAUUGACUCUUUUUAAUGAGAUCUGGAAUGGGUCUCACAAAAGGCCGAAAUCAUUUGAAGUUGAAAGAACUGAAUGUGACAAAUAGUCAGACGGUGGGAUAAGAGCAGAAAAUCAUCGGGAAGAAUAUUCUUUUGUCCACACAAAAGAAAACAACCUAUAUCUAAGAAUGGUUUCAGCAAGAGAGUAGCGGUGAAACUUAGACCGUUUCACUCUUGUAAAAUUCUACGGAGCUGGGCUUGCCAGACGCACUGUCAACGCUGAUUCGAUUGGUAGAUGCGCGCGAGUCUCCGGAGCGAUGACUGACUCUGGAGCUGCCAGAAAAAUGACCAGAGCAAAGUUGGUCAUUCUUGGACGUGACAACUGCGGGAAAACUGCACUGUGUGUCAGAUUCAUCACCAAGCGGUUCAUUGGAGAAUACGACCAUAAAAAGGAGGUGACAUAUGGAUGCAGGAAAGUGGUUGAUAAAGAAGCUAUUGAUCUAGAAAUAUUAGAUACAGUAAACAAGGAGUGUGUGGGUCCAGCUGCAACCUCAUUGGAAAGCUCCAUUAAAUGGGGAGACGGAUUUCUUAUCAUGUAUUCUGUCACGGACCGCAGCAGCUUUGAAUAUGUAUCACGUCUGAAAAGGCUCAUUGACCAUGUCAAACAGACUCUUGGUAUCCCCACAGUGAUUGUUGCUAACAAGUGUGACAUAGAAAAUGGACGGGUAGUGCGGAAAGAAGAAGGGCAGGCUUUGGCUGCUGAUCUGAGGUGCAGCUUCUUUGAGUUGUCUGUAGCAGAAAGCAGUGCUUCUGUGGAGACUGCUGUGAGUCAGCUGAUUCGAGAGGUUCGCAUGGAGUUCAGCAAACAUCUACUUGCCAUGGAUAAAUGUUCACGUAUGCUGCAGAUGAGGCAUGCACUCAAGAAUAAGCUCACACGCAGUAAGACCAUGCAGUGGUGACUCUUGCGGACUCAAGAUGAAGAAAUGUCACCUUUCAUCUGUGUGGAAGAGCAUAGAGAAUGAGGAAUGUUCGAAUGGCGUGAAGGUCUCUUUGGAGAGCAUGAUCAAGUUUUCAGGGGGCAUUACUGACCAACAUGCAUUCAGUCUACGAUUGUGAUGUGGGCAGAUGUGGAUGAGGUGAAAUCAUUAUUACAGAAUAUCUAACUCUGCAGCAGAAGAAUACUCCAGUCUAUGGCAGAGCAAAUGCAUUCAAACUAGAACAUUUUCUCUUCUAGUCAGUAGAUGGUAAACUGUAAAAAGUAAUUUUUUGGGUUACAAUGAGUAGGUACAAAUGAUAUAAACAUAUGUUUAUAUCAUUUGCUUUUGAGCUGAAGUCUGUAAGUUAUAUGGUUUUUGUUUCUGUUAGAAGAUAACAUUAAUUACAAAUAAAUAUAUCUUUAAACAUAGAAUAGGAUUACAUAAUUAGCAUAAAUUAUCUUAAACAUCAUAGUGUUUGGAAUUUUCAUGUUUCACAUGUUAUAUGCUAUGUUAUUACUGGUACUGUAAACUUCUAAUACAUAUUUGUAUAUGAGUAGGCC
Messenger RNA from Alosa sapidissima (American shad), 2205 nucleotides. RefSeq lists its product as uncharacterized. Bases 986 to 1627 code for a protein of 213 amino acids. The record is from RefSeq and is a predicted model, not a curated record. The transcript is spliced from 7 exons. Gene Ontology annotation, molecular function: GTP binding; GTPase activity. NCBI's taxonomy places the organism in Eukaryota, Metazoa, Chordata, Actinopteri, Clupeiformes, Clupeidae.